Molecule: messenger RNA, 2065 nt
Organism: Lactuca virosa
Lineage: Eukaryota; Viridiplantae; Streptophyta; Magnoliopsida; Asterales; Asteraceae
Source: the annotation of a GenBank genome assembly
CUUCUUCCAAUCUUCCCUCCUCAUACUCUUCCUUCAAAUAAUAUCUGCCUCUCAACGCCAUACUAUUUCUCCCCCCUUCUCUCUCUGAACCAUUCGAUUUUCGUCCAUUCUUUCUCCGCCACCGUCUCACUUUCUCCGUCACUGUCACCGUCGUCUCCCACCGUGGAACGACCGCGCACGUCAUUGAUUAUGGACAUGGUUUAAAUGCGAGAAAAACUCCCCAAGUGUUGUUGGAACUGAGCCUGUCCUAUCAAUUUAAGCUCAAUCGCAUCGAAAUGAAAGGUUCACGGAAAAUGCCGAAGAGUUUAAUGAAGGGAGAAAGCUCGAAGAAACCUCAUAAAAACCUAGAAAAGAAAUCGGAUGAAAGCUUGAAAAACAAACGCGAUCGUGGUAGUGAAAGCGACGAUCAAUCGUCUCCAAGAGGCGUGUUUGAAGUUCCUGGAUCCGGUUCUGAUUCCGAUAACAGUAUCAACCUAAGAAGGAGCAUGAGUGCUAGCGCGAGCAGCUGCAGCUUGAAAUUUGAUAAGAAACCUCCGGCAGUGGCGACGACGGGAGGAUGCGACGGAGAUGGAGAUAGGGAAAACAACAGCACCAGCGUUCCGGCGUCGCCAACGGCUGAGACGGUGCCAUGGAGGAAUAUGAUGGAUAAUUUGAAGUGGAAAUCGUUCAGAAGGUUUUCGACUGGGCCGUUGGUGGCUGGAUAUGAACAUUCAAGGAAGAGCUUCAUGAAGAAAUUUGGGAGGAAUAAUAGCUCGGAGGCGACCAUUAACGAGUUUUAUAUGCCUAAACCUUCAUGGCGGAGUUUCACUUAUGAAGAACUUGAGUCGGCUACAAAUGGUUUCAGCCAUGACAAUUUACUCGGAAAAGGCGGGCACGCAGAAGUAUACAAAGGCUAUUUACCCGAUGGUCAAAUUGUAGCCGUAAAAAAAAUAACAAAAAAAGAGAAAAAAGACGACGAUAGAGUUGGGGAUUUUUUAACCGAACUUGGGAUCAUUGCACAUAUCAACCACCCAAACGCCGCUAGGUUAAUCGGUUUCAGUUCUGAUAAUGAUUUGCACCUUGUCCUUCAAUUCGCCCCUCACGGUAGCCUUGCAACUUUACUACAUGGUAAUGAAGAGAAUGUAGAUUGGAAGAUAAGGUUUAAGAUAGCGAUUGGGAUUGCGGAAGGUUUACAGUAUCUUCAUUAUGACUGUAACAAACGUAUAAUUCAUCGCGAUAUCACAGCUUCAAAUAUUUUAUUAACCGAAGAUUAUCAACCUCAGAUAUCAGAUUUUGGUCUAGCGAAAUGGCUACCCGAAAAAUGGGCUCAACAAGUUGUUUCACCAAUCGAGGGCACUUUCGGAUAUAUGGCUCCCGAGUAUUUCAUGCACGGAGUAAUUCAUGAAAAGACGGAUGUAUUUGCUUUUGGUGUUCUUUUGCUCGAACUUAUCUCCGGUCGUCGUGCUGUUGAUUCACGUCGACAAAGUCUCGUAAUCUGGGCGAAACCGCUAUUGGAGAAAGGUAGCAUAAUAGGACUAAUCGAUCCUCGAUUAGAAAAUUCGUAUGAACUUAUCGAAGUAAAGCGUAUAAUUUUGCUUGCUUCAUCAUGUAUUCAUCACAUGCCUGAAAAACGCCCGAACAUGAAACGAGUUGUUCAAAUACUAAAAGGGGAUUCCACAAUCAUGGAUUUGAGACAAAAGACAUUUGAUGGGAGAGCAAUGAUUUUAGAUGCUUGUGAUUUGGAGGGUUAUACUUCUACAACGUAUCUCAAUGAUCUCAAUCGUCAUCGGGAACUUGUUAUGGGUUGAUAUAAACUUGUACAAGUACAGUGCGUCUGAUAUAAAAUCAGACACAUUGUACCUGUACUUGCACUGUAUACAUACUUGUAUGUAUUUACGUAUCAGAUACGUUGAUGUUAACAGCAACAACGUGCUGGUGUAUCAAAGGCCAAAGGGGUAUUGUCUUUUUUUGUUGUAUAUUUUUCUUGGAAGUGUUGGUUGUUGUUGAUUUUAGAUGGAGAAAAGGGUUGUAAAUCGUGUAUUUAUGAUAUAUACAUUUAUUAAAUCCCAAAAAUGUAAGUUGUUAG